Messenger RNA from Aphanomyces astaci, 204 nucleotides. RefSeq lists its product as hypothetical. NCBI's taxonomy places the organism in Eukaryota, Oomycota, Saprolegniomycetes, Saprolegniales, Verrucalvaceae. The coding region runs from base 1 to 204 and encodes 67 amino acids. The record is from RefSeq and is a predicted model, not a curated record. The transcript has 3 exons.
AUGUCCGCGAAGACUCGCGUCGACAACGUCCACGAACGCACUGAUUACCUCUUUAAGAUUAUCGCGGCGAUUACGUUCGCGAAGACGUUAAUGGCUCCGUGCCACAAGACUACCCAGAUUAUCAAGCCAAGUACCACGGCGGCUGCCGUGACUGUUGUGCGUGAUUUACUGCAACAACCGCAGUCGACGCGCUCCGCCCACUGA